AUGACAGUCCUGAACGGCUCAGCAGAACGCGAGCCUCUGCUUGAGCGUUCGACAUCGCCAAGCUUAUCGGACAGUGAGGGUAAAGAUGGUGAAGCAGUCAUCUCGACAUUAAGAGGGUCACUUAUAGUCGGAUCUGUCGGUCUUUUGAUUUUUCUGCAAGCUACAAACAUCUCCAUCCUUACCACAACCCAAUCCUCCAUCGCUGCAGAUUUAGAUGCAUUCGAGACCGCUAGUUGGUUUACUUCCUCAUAUCUCAUCGCCAUGUCCUCUCUCGCUCCUUUGAUGGGACGACUAUGUCAGGUGUUUAGUCCACGUCUAUGCAUGUUCUUCUCCACCAUGUUGAUCUGUAUUGGAUCGGUCAUCACGUCCACCUCCGUAUCUUUUGAACACUUUAUCCUUGGUCGCGUUGUGACUGGAGCUGGUGGCGGUGGCAUCUUCAUCGUUGCUAGCAUCAUGGCAAUUCAGAUGACUAGUCCAAAACGGAGAGGCUUGUACAUGGGCCUUGCCAACACCGCAAUGACGGUUGGUGUCUCGUUAGGAGCGGUGAUAGCAGGUGCGCUUGAACCUAGAAUCGGAUGGAAACCACUCUUUGGUAUUCAAGCACCAAUAAGCUUUGUGGCCGGCUUGGGCCUACUGUUCUCUAUCCCAGCUAGCCAUACCUCGAAGAACAUCAAGUACGAAAGCCUGUCGAUCCGCGAGAAGCUCGCCCGCAUCGACUACUCCGGAGCGCUCCUCUUGACCACGACCAUUGUACUCUUCCUUCUCGGCCUGUCUGGUCCGAAGGUCCUUCCAACACCCAUCAUUCUAUCGGCUCUCGCCCUACCAGUCUUCGUUCUCAAUGAGGCCUACAUCGCCGGCGACCCUGUCAUUCCAGUCUCCGUGCUGCGAUCCCGUGGCACACUGUUGACCUGCCUUGCCACAACUGGCUUUAUGAUGGCUCGUUGGAGUAUCCUCUUCUACACGCCCGUAUACGCGCUUGCCGUUCGAGGUUGGGCGCCCGCUGUCGCCGGAUCAAUUCUCAUCCCUACUAACGCCGGCUUUGCAACUGGCGGUCUUCUUGCUGGCGUCUUCCACAUCAAACGCACAGGCAGCUUCUACCUCCAUACUGUCGUUGCUAUGGCAUUAUUUCCAUUUACGAUGGCUGUGCUCGCCCUCAUCUCCACGCCCACAAGUCCGUGGAGUCUAUACGUUGUAAUGGUCUUCCUCAACGGCCUUGCCACUGGCGCUGCAACAAACUACGCGCUAGUCCAUCUUCUCCAUCUCACACUCCCGGAGGUACAUCCAAUCGUCAUCUCUCUCCUUGCUACCUUCCGCGGCUUUUCAGGCUCCUUCGGCUCGGCAAUUGGUGGUGGCUACUUCGUCCGCGUGCUGCACAAGUCUCUGGACAAUGGCUUUGCGAAGGCUGGGCUGAAGAACCGCGGUGAGCUUACUAGGAGACUGCUGGGAAGUCCAGCGCUUGUGGGUAAGCUGGAAGGUAAAGAUAGGGUUAUUGCCGUCGGGGCAUAUGCAGAUGCUCUGAAGGCAUUGUUCCUCUGUGCCGUAGGACUUUCGGUCAUUGUCGCGCUCGUACAAGCCGGAACAGGUUGGAAAGAGCCGGUAAAGAGUGAGGAACAGAGGGAGGAAGAAGAGGCUGAAGGUGAAGAUGGGGUGCCUGUAGGUGCUUGA
Messenger RNA from Alternaria atra, 1665 nucleotides. RefSeq lists its product as uncharacterized. Gene Ontology annotation, cellular component: fungal-type vacuole membrane. The record is from RefSeq and is a predicted model, not a curated record. NCBI's taxonomy places the organism in Eukaryota, Fungi, Ascomycota, Dothideomycetes, Pleosporales, Pleosporaceae. The transcript is spliced from 3 exons. Bases 1 to 1665 code for a protein of 554 amino acids. Gene Ontology annotation, biological process: transmembrane transport; basic amino acid transport. Gene Ontology annotation, molecular function: basic amino acid transmembrane transporter activity.